Molecule: messenger RNA, 3015 nt
Organism: Canis lupus familiaris (dog)
Lineage: Eukaryota; Metazoa; Chordata; Mammalia; Carnivora; Canidae
Gene: AHCYL2
Product: adenosylhomocysteinase like 2
Exons: 17
Coding region: 62-1897 (611 amino acids)
Biological process (GO): L-methionine cycle
Cellular component (GO): cytosol
Source: RefSeq, a predicted model, not a curated record
AGGCGGGGCCGAGCUGGAGCCGGAGCCGGAGUCUGAGCCGGCGGUUGCAGCGGAGGCGGUGAUGUCGGUGCAGGUCGUGUCAGCAGCGGCUGCCGCGAAGGUGCCUGAGGUGGAGCUGAAGGACCUGAGCCCCUCCGAGGCGGAGCCGCAACUGGGACUGAGCACGGCGGCUGUGAGCGCCAUGGCCCCCCCGGCAGGCGGCGGGGACCCUGAGGCUCCAGCUCCCGCCGCGGAGCGGCCCCCGGCCCCUGGCCCGGGCUCUGGGCCCGCCGCCGCUCUCAGCCCUGCCGCCGGGAAAGUGCCUCAGGCGUCGGCCAUGAAGCGGAGCGACCCUCAUCACCAGCACCAGCGGCACCGCGACGGCGGCGAGGCCCUGGUUAGCCCCGACGGCACCGUCACCGAGGCGCCGCGCACAGUCAAGAAGCAGAUCCAAUUUGCUGACCAGAAGCAAGAAUUCAACAAACGUCCCACUAAAAUUGGACGUCGCUCUCUGUCUCGUUCUAUUUCUCAGUCAUCUACUGACAGCUACAGCUCAGCGGCCUCCUAUACAGAUAGCUCUGAUGAUGAGACAUCUCCCAGGGAUAAGCAGCAAAAGAACUCUAAGGGAAGCAGCGACUUCUGUGUCAAGAACAUCAAGCAGGCAGAGUUUGGACGAAGAGAAAUUGAAAUUGCUGAACAAGAAAUGCCUGCACUGAUGGCUUUGAGGAAGAGAGCUCAAGGAGAAAAACCUUUGGCUGGAGCGAAAAUUGUGGGUUGCACACACAUCACUGCUCAGACUGCUGUGCUUAUGGAAACUCUGGGUGCACUGGGGGCACAGUGCCGAUGGGCAGCUUGCAACAUCUAUUCCACUCUCAAUGAAGUGGCUGCUGCUCUAGCAGAAAGUGGAUUUCCUGUAUUUGCCUGGAAAGGAGAGUCAGAAGAUGACUUUUGGUGGUGCAUUGAUAGAUGUGUGAAUGUGGAGGGCUGGCAGCCAAACAUGAUAUUGGAUGAUGGAGGGGAUCUUACUCACUGGAUUUAUAAGAAGUAUCCUAAUAUGUUCAAGAAAAUCAAAGGCAUAGUAGAGGAGAGUGUUACUGGAGUCCAUAGGUUGUACCAGCUAUCCAAGGCUGGGAAGCUAUGUGUUCCUGCCAUGAACGUCAAUGACUCAGUCACUAAACAGAAAUUUGACAACCUCUAUUGUUGCCGUGAAUCAAUUCUAGAUGGACUUAAAAGGACAACAGACAUGAUGUUUGGUGGAAAGCAGGUGGUGGUCUGUGGCUAUGGAGAGGUGGGGAAAGGGUGCUGUGCUGCUCUAAAAGCCAUGGGCUCUAUUGUGUAUGUAACGGAGAUCGAUCCCAUCUGUGCUCUUCAAGCCUGUAUGGAUGGAUUUCGACUGGUGAAAUUAAAUGAGGUCAUCCGGCAAGUGGAUAUUGUUAUCACCUGUACAGGUAACAAGAAUGUGGUAACCAGAGAGCACUUGGACCGUAUGAAGAAUAGCUGCAUCGUUUGUAACAUGGGACAUUCCAACACGGAGAUUGACGUGGCAAGUCUGCGGACACCAGAACUGACCUGGGAGCGAGUGAGAUCCCAAGUUGACCAUGUAAUAUGGCCUGAUGGCAAGAGGAUAGUACUGCUGGCAGAGGGCCGUCUGCUGAACCUAAGCUGCUCCACAGUGCCUACCUUUGUGCUCUCAAUCACCGCUACUACUCAGGCACUUGCCUUGAUAGAGCUUUACAAUGCUCCCGAGGGUCGUUAUAAGCAGGAUGUCUACCUGUUGCCCAAGAAAAUGGAUGAGUAUGUGGCAAGCCUACACCUGCCCACCUUUGAUGCCCACCUGACAGAGUUGACAGAUGAACAGGCCAAGUAUCUGGGACUCAACAAGAAUGGGCCCUUCAAGCCUAAUUACUACAGGUAUUAAGUUCCUGUAAUUCAAGCCAGAAGAAAUUUUAAGGAAUAGAACUCCAAGUCUUUUCUCCACUCCUAUACAGAAAAGAACCCAGCAAGCUGCUUCUCCAAUCAGCUGCCCGCCGUGCUCACCCUAUAUGUUAGGCUAUUUAUUUAUUAAAAUCUAGAAUCCUGUGCCUGUUGCCUUGGCCCAGAGUGUGGUUACUGCCCCGAGGGCUGUGAGAGCCAUGAAAGACAGGCUGAGGAAGGAAAGAUAUGGGGUAAUCCUUCCCACUCUAUCUUCUGCAUCAUUCCCCACUGACUUGGAAUCCUCAGCAAUGGUCAUUUGUCUCUUGUCCAGGUUCAGGAAUUAGUCCAGGAAUUCCAGACUCCUUGUUCCCUGGGGUUUUCUGGAAUAAAUUUUCAGCAGUUGCCUUUUUCAGCUUUGGCUUUUCCCCAGGUGAGGCCUUUUGGAAGCCACUGAAUUAACAUGGCCUGGGUUCCCAGCCUUGACCAUCACUAUCACUGCCUUCUUUAUAAAAUGACUAGGAAGGAAGGAAUGUUAUGACUUCGGCAAGCUACAUCAAGAACUUAGCUACGCCAGUGCUUAUCAGGUGUCUCCUUCCUUACCCAGGACCCCUUUCUUCCUUGAAUAUUCACCUCUGUUUUAACACUUUCUGGUUCCAAGAGGAAUGUGCCUCCAUUAUUUCCUCAGCAGCCCUGGUGUUUGUCAGAUAUUUGUGUUACCGUCUUUCUAACCCAACUAAACUUUGCUCAGGAAGUGGGGGCCAGCCUUACUGGGGCCCAUAGUUUUACUUGUCAUUUAACUGAACAGUUUCCCAGGAAGUUCCUUCUAGACUGGCACUGGCUCAGAAAAGGAGAGUUUGUUAUGAAACUCUGCUUCCUGAAAUUUCCUCUUAUUGCCUAAAACUGCUUUUGAAACUGAGCAGGGAAAGAUGUACUUUCCAAUGGAUUUGAGGGUGGGCUUUGGAAGUGGUAUAGGCCAUUCAGGCCCACAGUUUGAUACUCUGAAGAAGCAGAAUGUAUGUGUUUGUCUCCUGGGAAGGGCUUUGCAGCUUAACAAGCCAAGCUAUACAGAGAUGACACUGUAAGCCGUAUUCAGAUGAUUAAAGCUAGUUUGACUAGUUCGAA